This is a messenger RNA of Theobroma umbraticum, 780 nucleotides long. It is a transcript of the gene MAGO, whose product is annotated as mago nashi family protein. Lineage: Eukaryota; Viridiplantae; Streptophyta; Magnoliopsida; Malvales; Malvaceae. Gene Ontology annotation, biological process: RNA splicing. The record is from RefSeq and is a predicted model, not a curated record. Gene Ontology annotation, cellular component: exon-exon junction complex; nucleus.
CUUAUGGUUACUGCGUUCACCCUUUACUAGGAGUCGUGAAUCUGAGAGAGAGACAGAGGGAAAACAUGGCGGCCGAGGAGGACAGCGGAGAGUUUUACCUCCGUUACUACGUGGGGCAUAAAGGGAAAUUCGGGCACGAGUUUUUGGAGUUCGAGUUCAGGCCGGACGGGAAGCUCCGAUAUGCCAACAAUUCCAACUACAAAAACGACACCAUGAUCCGCAAAGAGGUCUUCCUUACCCCUGCCGUUCUAAAGGAAUGCCGCCGCAUCAUCUCCGAGAGCGAGAUCAUGAAAGAAGAUGAUAACAACUGGCCUGAGCCUGACCGUGUUGGACGACAGGAGCUUGAGAUUGUGAUGGGGAAUGAGCAUAUCUCCUUCACUACUUCAAAGAUUGGGUCCCUUGUUGAUGUUCAGAGCAGUAAGGAUCCCGAAGGGCUUCGCAUAUUUUAUUAUCUGGUUCAGGACUUGAAGUGCUUUGUAUUCUCUCUCAUCUCGCUCCACUUCAAGAUCAAGCCUAUUUAAAGAAUGAUAAUCGUCUGCCAUACAGAGGUGUCACAAGGGGUGUGUCUGCUUUUGUUAUAGCUACCAUUUCUUUUGCUCUCCUUUUCCCUCUUUUCUUUUUGAACUCGUUUAGCUUAGUGUGUGGUUGUAUGAGUGAUUACAGUGAUUUUGGAACUUUGGGCGAAAUGCAUCGAGUCUGUUAUGAAAAGCGUUACUGGUGCACUUGUUUUCUUUCAGUAAUAUUUUGAAGCCUUUUCAGCAUCGAUUAUUUUAUGAUGAA